This is a messenger RNA of Hyposmocoma kahamanoa, 3800 nucleotides long. RefSeq lists its product as uncharacterized. The transcript is spliced from 9 exons. NCBI's taxonomy places the organism in Eukaryota, Metazoa, Arthropoda, Insecta, Lepidoptera, Cosmopterigidae. The record is from RefSeq and is a predicted model, not a curated record. The coding region runs from base 171 to 2159 and encodes 662 amino acids.
UUGUUAAAAAAUAAUAACUUCUAAGGCCGGUUCGCGUUCUAUUUUUCAAAAUGUUUUGAAUAAAAAUAAAAAGUGUAGUGAUGUGACACGUUUACGUACAAUUAUCGAUUUGUACUUUCUUUUAUAUUGACAAUUUUUUUGGUGACACUGAUAUUUCGCGGCUCCACGAAAUGUUCCAGUACGAGUAUGAGAAACGACCACCUUCAGCUAACUCCUGCGACAGUCGCGCAACAAUGACCACUGACUGGAGCCGAUCGUACCCCAGACCGUAUCAGCAGAGGCCGCCGAGUAUCGAGCAUGCGCGACGGCCUUUACCGCCACGGCCUAUUGUUGUUGAACAGAUGCCGACAAAGACCACCGUCCCCCUAAAGGUGUGGAUCAUUGCGAGCGCGUCUUGUUUCGCGGUGUGCGCAGCUCUCGUCCUUGCCACAGUUGUCAUCACCAAGUGGGGAGCUACCGACUACACCAGGGAAAUCUACGCUCCUCAGCCUGACCCCGUCUACUCCAUACCAUAUCAACAAGAGAAACAAAAGGCAACCACAGAAGCAGAAAUAACAAUGAGUUCAGAGGAACUUGAAAACGAGGUCCAGUUUCCAAUAUUGGAAAAGCUAUCAAUAUUCAAAAACAUAGUUGCCAAUCGCGAAAAGAAACGAAAUGAGAAGAAAAAUGAAAAUUUGAGUACAAAAUCACAAAUUCAUCCUAUUCAUGACGCACACCAUAUUGACUAUGGUGAACGAAGAAUAGAGAAGAAAGACCAGGCAAAGUUUCACGAAGAAGUCGUUGAAACAAAAGAACACUUGUAUACGGAUCCAAAAGAUGAAUUAGAUUUGAAACCAAACGACCAAGAUGGUUCAAAUAUUAAAGAAAUAAAAUUCGAUAACGAGAUAGACUUCAAAGCAUUCAAACACUCAACAAAAAUCAAUACUGAUGAAAAUGAAGCGAUUCGUAUAAAUAUUAAUAAUAACAACAAAAAACCAAUACCAGAUUUCAAGCCUACAUUACCUGAAGUUAUAAUAAACAAACAAAGUAUAAAAUUAGUUGAUACAAGAAACUAUAUAGCGCCACAGAUAGAUUAUGAAGAGUAUUACAAUGAUCAAAAUCUAUACGACGAUUACUUGGAAAGCAAUUCCAUGACAAGUUAUCUUAUUGAAAAGAUACAGGAGUUACAUGAUUGGAUAGUAACAGACCCUGAUUUCGAGCACAUCAAUGGCACUAAACCAAAGUCCACUGGCAUCGAAUUUGGCCAAGUCCUAAAAGCUUUAAAUGAUAGUCUAAUAGAAGGCAAUGUGACAAUUAUUAUGAAUAAACUGAGGGAUAUUUAUUUCGGAGAGAAUUACACUCUUGCCAAUCAUACAAGGAAGGUUAUUUUGAGUAAUAGUACAGAUCUGUUAUCGUUCGGCAUUUUGACGUUAGAUGUGAUGUUGUUACAUAAUAUACAGCUGAUGGCUUGGGAGAACCAGGAGACAGCGCGCUACAAGAUGCUAAAAGAUCCUGACGUGUUUGCGUUCAACGCCCUCUUCAUGGAACCAAGCAAGGUUGAGGCAAAGCAGAAUGAGGUUCAUCAACAACAUGAUAAUGCAUUUUCCAAACGUCAGAACCUUCGCGAUACAAUAGAAGAUUUUGACAUCAGCAAAAGUCUGCUCGAGAACGUCUUGGAGAUUGGCAUGAGCACAGCACGAGCCGCUAUACAUCUUGGUAGAGCAUACAAGAAUACAAAAGUAAUACUAAACCAGCUAUCCAACUCCAACCGGGAAACUUUAAACGCAAACAUACAAACACAAAUUUCGCGAAACAUUGAUGCCAACACUCACGCCCUUCAUCGAUUGCAAACGUCCUUCAACAGCACUGCCAACAUAACGGGGUAUACAGAGUUGGAUUGCGUUUGGUUGUUAUAUUGCAGAAAUUUGGUUAUGACCGCAAAGCUGAAUCCGCCGUAUGGAACUAUGGCCAGGAUUAACGGCAUGGCACUGCGUAUGCUGACGGGUGACCUGUCCGCUGAUCGCGCUCUCGACACGAUGUUAUACGAAGUAUUGACCGGAUGGACUGACCUUCGGUGCAACGAUAUGUUCCCCAGGUGUAGCAAAGCGAACGCCGCGUCUGUAGUAAUGGAUUCAAUUUUGGCGCCCCUACGAAAAUCCCAAUCUACAAGAACACUGUAAAACAUUUCAAAAACAACAACUCUAAUGCUCUGGCCACACAGAGGCGGCUCGUACAUUACAAAAGUACCCGGCCUGAGCAUAGAGGUCCACACACAUCCAAACAUUGAUGUGCGUCGCAUUUAACAUCAAUGUUCCGUGCAGCAAACGAUGAUCAGAUGGAAUUUUGGAAUCCAACACACUGAUGACGGUACCGCAGAGUCGGCUGGAACGCCGCGGCAUCUACCGAUAUGCCACCGGUCACUCGGAUUUUAAUCCCUUCUACGCGUCUUCCGGAGAAUUCUCGCGCAAUAACAGGAAUUCCCGUAACUACCGUAUAGUUUGCAUGUUACACAAAUGACCUAAAGUUCUUUAUGAUAUACAGGGUGGAAAAAAAUCAAUAUGACAUAAAGGGGAAGUACCUUUAAUGUUUAAGAUAGCUAGUUAAUUUCGCUUAAAGAUAACAUUCUUUUAAUUUUCUUUAUAUGAAUAACUGCAUUCACAAUUUUUUUAAAGCUUGCCUAAACCAGGAAUCGAACCAACUAAAAAUGCAAAAAAAUCUCACUAGUUUAUUGUACUAAUGGAUAUGAUCAACAAUAAGAAUAAAAUACUUAAAAUGAACAUUUUGCCUUACAAUUAAAGAUAACCAUGAAAUCUAAUAUUAAUGUUACGAAGGUAUUAUACAUUAAAUAUGCAAUUUGCAACCUUUUUCCAGACUAUUCGAAAUUGGAACCUAAAGUAUAUAUUUACAUAUUAUAAUUUUCCUGCAUUUUAAUAAAUAAAAAGCCUUUUUUUAAGUUGCUUGAAGUGGGACCCAUUUUUUCCAUGGACAGAUUUAGUCCUUUGAGAUUCACUGUGUUUCUGCAAAGUGUUGUGGUGGAUGCUCAUAAUAAAUUUUCGAAUUUCCUUUAGGUAAAAUUAGCUAUCUUAAGCAUUUUAAGUACUUCCCCUUCAUGUCCCAUUGAUGUUUCCACCCUGUAUAGAAUUUCGUAACAAAAAUUCCAUUACGCGUUAAUGUCGUCGGUGUUUGCAAAAAGGACGAAAGCGCCAUUUUGAAACAUUUUUCAUCUUUUAGUUUUUCACGACUGUAUUAAAAUAUUUACGUCCUGUUUUAAACUAAAUUCGUUUAAAAAGUUGCUUCCCAGAUUUUUUUUUUCAAAACGGCGGUAGAAAGCGUGAUUCUUUACAUCGUCAGUAAACUGAGCCUAUAGAUGAUGCGACGCGUUCAAAAUUGAACAGCAAAUUGCAGGUAUAAUAGAAUUUUCUUUAUUUUUUGUAAUAUAAUAUAUUUUACAUGGGGCGAACUUAGAAAUUAAAAGGCUGACAAGAUUUUUAAUAUAUUUUUAUAAUAAAAAACACAUAGUACAUGGUACGUAAAUUUAUACGUAAAAGUAGGACUUAAUUUAAUAGUGCCUCUAGAUAUUAAGUACAAAAAUAAGUAUCUUACUUUGAUAUUUUUAUCAUCUAAAAAUACCACAAUGAUAUCGAAGUUAUCCACGACAUUGUGUUACUUAUACCUUAAAAGUAGACAUAUUGAUAAGUGUCCACGUUUUGUUUUUAGGUGGUGCAUAAAUGGUGUAAUUUGCGCUCUAGAACUAAUUAUAAUUAGGCAUUCAAACCUUUAACGAAUUUUGGGCACCUCAACUCUUGACAUAACCGGAUAUA